Messenger RNA from Apus apus (common swift), 2904 nucleotides. RefSeq names its product annexin A4 (gene ANXA4). The record is from RefSeq and is a predicted model, not a curated record. Gene Ontology annotation, molecular function: calcium ion binding; calcium-dependent phospholipid binding. Lineage: Eukaryota; Metazoa; Chordata; Aves; Apodiformes; Apodidae. Gene Ontology annotation, cellular component: cytoplasm. The coding region runs from base 190 to 1137 and encodes 315 amino acids. The transcript has 13 exons.
CAGGGCUGGGCUCCCUUCCCGACCGGCUGCGACGAUCUCCGCUCCGCGCCGGCGGGUCCCACCCUGCUCCGGGGCGGGGACUCUCCCAGCCGGGCGAAGCUCUGACAUCCCUGCCGGGCUCCCCGGGGACCGCAGGUGACUAACUGCCUGGGGACUGGGACAGCAGCAGAUUGUCCACAUAGGAGAACAAUGGCAACAAUCAAGGGGGUCUCCAGUUUCAGUGCUGAGCAAGAAGCACAGGCACUGAGGAAGGCAAUGAAGGGAUUUGGCACAGAUGAAGAUGCUAUCAUCGAGGUCUUGACCAAACUAAACGUUUCCCAACGUCAGCAAGUUCUGAUCACCUAUAAAAGCAGCAUUGGCCGGGAUUUGAUUGAUGACUUGAAGUCUGAGCUGAGUGGGCAUUUUGAAAGGGUGAUCAUUGGUAUGAUGACUCCAACCACCAUGUACGACGUGCAUGAACUGAGGAGGGCCAUGAAGGGUGGAGGAACAGAUGAAGGUUGCCUGAUUGAAAUUCUGGCUUCUCGCACUAACGAUGAGAUUCGGCGCAUCAACGAGAACUACAAACUUCAAUAUGGCCGUACCCUGGAGGAGGACAUUGUCUCUGACACAUCUUCCAUGUUCCGAAGGGUCCUCGUGUCCCUCUCGACGGGAAACAGAGAUGAGGGAACAUAUGUGGAUGAUGCCCUUGCUCAGCAAGAUGCUCAGUGCCUGUAUGAAGCCGGGGAGAACAAAUGGGGAACAGAUGAGGUACAAUUUAUGGCCAUCCUCUGUACACGGAACAGAUACCACCUGCUAAGAGUUUUUGAUGUAUACAGAGGGAUUGCUAAUAAGGACAUCAUAGACAGCAUUAAAUCUGAGAUGUCAGGAGACCUCGAAGAUGCUUUGUUAGCUGUGGUGAAGUGUGUGCGAAAUAAACCUGCCUAUUUUGCUGAACGAUUGUAUAAAUCCAUGAAGGGCUUGGGAACAGAUGACAGCACCUUGAUCCGAGUGAUGGUGUCCCGCUGUGAGAUAGACAUGCUGGAUAUCAGGAGGGAAUUCCUGGCCAUGUAUGGGAAAUCACUCUACUCCUUCAUUAAGGGAGAUUGCUCAGGAGACUAUAGGAAGGUUCUGCUCAGACUCUGUGGUGGGGAGGAUUAAAGGCUGCCUGGUGUCCUGCCUGGGUGAUGGGAAGCAGCUGAUCAUAAGGAUUUCUUUCUUUUUAAUUUCUCCCAAAUACCUUAUUAAUUGCUAAGAGCACUGACUUAGGUUAGUUAAUGCUCUGGUUAGAUAAUGGCCAUUCUAGCUGACCCUUUUGGCACGCUUUUAUGCUUGGAACACCCAUUUGUCUACUAACUGGGCUGGCAAAACCCAUCUUAAAAGGAGUGCUGUAACCAAAGAGAUAAAAGCUCAAUAAUUUCCUGACAAGCUGUCCCUUUGCCAUUGCAGAACUUAGCAGCUGAAGCAAACUGGGGUGCAGAACGGGAGAGGCUGCACAGGGCAAAAUAACCUCAUCAGAACACAGAGAGUGCAGAAAGUAGGCUUACUUCAGGGUUUGCUAGAUAAUUAAAAUACUUAGAAAAUACAAGCACAAUUAAAUCUUAGAAUCACAGAAUAGUUUGGGUUGGAAAGGAUCUUAAAGAUCAUCCAGUCCCACCCCCUGGAUGGGCAGGGACACCUCCCACCAGCCCAGGCUGCUCCAAGCCCCAUCCAACCUGCCCUUCAACACUUCCAGGGAUGGGGCAGCCACAGCUUCUCUGGGCAACUUGUUCCAGCAUCUCACCACUCACCACCCUCACAACCAGGAAUUCCCUCCUCAUGCCCAACCUCAACCUCCCUCUCCCAGUUCUAAUCUAUCCCUCCCUGCCCUUGUCCCAAGCCCCUCCCCAGCUUUCCUGGAGCCCCUUCAGGCACUGGAAGCUGCUCUAAGGUCUCCCUGGAGCCUUCUCUUCUCCAGGCUGAACACCCCAACUCUCCCAGCCUGGCUCCAGAGCAGAGCUGCUCCAGCCCUCUUAUCUUACCUUGCCCCCUGUUAGUGUGGAGCAUUAACAGCCUUGCUGCACUUUAUAUAUAAUGUUAUAUUUAUAUAUAAUUAUAUAUAUAUAAAAUUAUAUAUAUAUAUACACAUAUAUAUGUUGCCUUCUGGAUAGGGAAGAUGUCACUGGUGACAUUGGAAUAAGCUUUUCCCACCCUGGUUACAGGCUAGCCCCGUGUUCUUGGUGUGUCUUCCUUGACUCAUGGGAAUAUAAAUCAUCAGAGUUACAUUACAAACCCUUCCUUGGUAUAAAGUGGUGUCAUUAGAGCAGUGCCUUUUAAGGAAUGACCUGUCCCCAAAAAAGCUGUCCCCCAAAUGAGCACUACCUGAUGUCUUAGGCUGGGCUGCCUGGUACUGGGGUAGCUCACCAAGCCCCACCAGUGCUGGUGGGAGCCUGGUGUGUGUGUGACCAGUGCCCAACUUGCACUUCCUCACCAACCUCUGCAAGAGACAUUUCCCCAGACCCUACAGAGCUGCCUGUAAAGCUGAGCAAAAAUAUGGUUCUUGUUUGGCUUAGCAAUUUAUAUUUUUUUAGCUGUUUGUACAUAACCCUGUUUUGAAGGCUUCAGGCUGAGGUCAGAAUUUGAAGGCACAAUUACCCAAUUCUGUCACCAUUUUCUUCUGAAUUAAGCUUGAAUAGGUGAUACUUCUGUCACCUCAAGUAAAAUAAUGUGCUUUCUUGCUUUCUGCUCUAAUUGGAGAUAGGUUCCUUAGUUUUGGUGGGAGAGGAGGCUUAGCUUUCUCCAGUUCUUCUGAAGCCUUCUGCUCAGUGAAGGAAAACUUGUCUUACUCGGUACCACGGGCUACGAGGAGCACUCAGGCUUGGGUUUGUGUUCAGUGCCUCAUGUUAUGUUGCUGACUUGUUAAAAAUUAAUAAAGAAUUUGUUUCUGUA